UUCACUUCACUCUCGCAUCAGCAUCAGCAUCAGCAUAAGCACCAGCACAUGCCGCCAUCAUACAUAAAGCGCCAAGCGGCGCACGCGACGACGACGCUCCCCACUUCCACACACUGAGAGACACGCAUGCAGCAAGCCACAGGGCGCGAGGUCGCCGGCGCCGCCGUGCCCAGGCCACCGGGCCAUCACGCAGCUGAUCGCCCCUUGCCCCGGCCUCCGGGGCCCUACGCGGCGGGUCGCCCGGUGCCCCGGCCUCCGGGGCCCUCUGCAGCGCCGCCGUGGCCUUACUCGGCGGAGCGCCACGACCCCGUGCCCGCGCGGCGGCACCGCUCGUCCGCGCUGGCGUCCUGCCUAGCGGCGGCCGCGUUCCUCCUGCUGGCCGCUGGCGGGGCCGGCGCGGCGCUGUUCCUCCUCUUCCGCCCGCGCCCGCCGGACAUCGCAGUGGCCGCCGUGCGGCUGCCGUCCUUCGCCGCGGCCAACGGAACCGUGGCCUUCACCUUCGAGCAGACCGCCGUCGUGCGCAACCCCAACCGCUCGCCGCUCGCGCACUUCGACAGCUCCCUCCGCGUCGCGUACGCCGGCGGCGAGCUCGGAUCCGUCUACAUACCCGCCGGACUCAUCGACGGGGGCCGCACCAAGGACAUGUCCGCCAGCUUCGCCGUCCCGGCCUUCCCCGCGGCCACUCAGCCGCCGCCAGGGAUCGCCGAGUCCGCGGCGCAGCAGCAGCAGCCGGCGGCUGCGCCGGUCAUAGAAGUAGACUCGUUGCUGGUGGUCAAGGGGAGAGUCACGGUGCUGCGUGUGCUCACGCACCGGGUGCAAGCGGCCAAGGUGUGCCGCGUCGGGGUCUCGCCGGUCGACGGCAAGGUGGUCGGCUUCCGAUGCUGACUUUCUGUUGUUACUUUUACUUCCUCGGUGGUUUCGGAUGGAGAUAUCAGGCUCGAAUUUCGACAAGAAAAAAAAAUGCAAACCCUACCUGAAUUAAAGAUGCAUGCAUGUUCUAGCCUUGUUUGUAUCAUAUACAGGUAUUCAUCAGACUUGCUGUGUAUCUCAACGUUUGGAAUAUAAUAUAUAUACGCAUGGUCGCAGAA
Molecule: messenger RNA, 1088 nt
Organism: Phragmites australis (common reed)
Lineage: Eukaryota; Viridiplantae; Streptophyta; Magnoliopsida; Poales; Poaceae
Exons: 1
Coding region: 127-885 (252 amino acids)
Cellular component (GO): plasma membrane
Source: RefSeq, a predicted model, not a curated record